Molecule: messenger RNA, 2205 nt
Organism: Rhea pennata
Lineage: Eukaryota; Metazoa; Chordata; Aves; Rheiformes; Rheidae
Gene: CLHC1
Product: clathrin heavy chain linker domain containing 1
Exons: 13
Coding region: 143-2080 (645 amino acids)
Source: RefSeq, a predicted model, not a curated record
CCCGUGUCUGCCUAUGUCUGUACAAACAUACGUUCGGGUAGAUGCGUGGUUGUCUUCGCAGGGGUUUUGAUUUGGGGCACCUAUCGAGCAAAAGAGGGAAGAGGUGUAUGCUUCGUGUAAGUAAAGGAGGUCGUAGGCAGCUAUGCCGAGCCGUGGCGCUGGAGGAGAUAAGCGUUCCGUCUUGCCUCCGAUUGUUUUUGAGAAAGACAAGAGAUUUCUGGAGAACGUACGAAGAUACAUACUGACCGAAAUCGAGAAAGUGGGUUGUACUGAGCAAGGGCCACCUGAGGAGUAUUACAUUAUAUACAGAAACGCAUUUGACAAGAUAAUAGAGUAUGUUACUGCAUACAAGAACAUCCUUGUUGCAAUCAAACAGGAAUAUGAGACAUUUAUUGUCACAAUCAAGAAUGGGCAAAGGAAUGCAUUUUUUCUUCAUGGGAGGUUAAAAGUUUUGGCAUCUGAACCCACAACUCUGUUAUACUACAGGAAAAGAGCAAUGGAGUUUGAAGACAAGAUAAAGACUAUUGAGAAGAAUUCUGCAAAAAUUCAAAAUAUGAUACUGAGAAUUCAAAACAUAAGAAGGGUACCCUCUAAAAAUUUUGAAACUCCGGGGAAAACAGUAAAUUCUGCUAAGCCCAUCCCAGGUCUCAGUAUAGAAGAAUCACUCAAACCGGAUUCUCUUUCUAAACACCUUGCUCAGCUAGACAGAAAGAUAAUAGAAUUGAAAAAAGAAAGUGAAAUGAAAUACGUCCCUGGGAAGAAAAAGAUCAAGUUAGAACAAGAACUCCUGCACUUAUUGGCCUUACGAGAUACAGCUGAAGCAAAAAGAGAAAAGCUGAAGACCAGGUACAAGCACAUAUCUGUAAUAUAUAUAUUCAUGAUACUGUUAGGUGAAUAUUUCUUGAUUGAUGUAAUGGUACUGAUCACAUACCUGUUUUCCUCUUUAAUUAUCCAUAGUUGCAAAUGUUAUUUCUGCCUGUGCAAAAUCAGCCAAGACUAUCACCCUGCAAGAUCUCCUCUCUCAGAUUAUGUUUCCUCUUUAAUUAUCCAUAGGUAUACUAAAAUUUUGUUAGUUGCAAAUGUUAUUUCUGCCUGUGCAAAAUCAGCCAAGACUAUCACCCUGCAAGAUCUCCUCUCUCAGAUUAUGGAAAAUAAAAAUGAUGAAAGAGCUCUUGAUGCCUGUAGUAAAAUGGCUGAAGAUUUGCUUGAAUACUUUGAAAGGUUCAGUGAAUUACUUUCAAGUGGUCAGUAUCAUGCUGCAGCAACUUCUGCAGCAAACACUUACAGAGGAAUUCUCCUUAAUGAAGAAACUCUGGAGAAACUUGAAUUUAUUGGUUGUCUUCAAGGAAGAAAUAUCCUUCUAAUGAAGUAUUUUGAGACUCUCAUAAACUCAAGUACUACGACUGGAUUGCCUCAAAAUUCAGCCAUAACUCUGGAUGCAGUCAAAUGUGCAUUGUCUGAAAAACAUUUGAAUAUUGUAAUGCACUGGGUUACACAGGAAAGGCUGAUGUUUUCUGAGGCAUUAGGAGAUGUGAUUUAUGACUAUGGGAAAGUGGAACCAAGCGACUUGUCAAAAUGCCUGGCUUUGGCUCAGAUUGUAUAUGAUCGGUCUGGUGUACACAAAAAAGUUGCUCUGUGCCUAUAUGAGCAGGGCCAAAUUUAUACAGCAGUGAAUUAUAUUCGGAAACUCAAGCAUUUUUCUUUAGAUGAUUACCUAUUUCUACUGGAAAACUGUCCUGCUACUGAAUUAAUCUCUUGUCUCAGCCAAGAGUGGUUUAGAAACCCACCACUUUCAUCCAUGGGGUCUACGGUACUAUCUCUUAUUUCAACUGAUCACAAAAAGCAUGGCUUUCAGCUGUUGGAGGAGAUGAGCAAGAAAAAUACAUUGGAACAGAUGAUUCUAAAUGAUACGGUCUGUACGGUACAAGGCUGGAAGAAGAUAGCAGAUACAUGUGCAGAAAAUAAACAUGAAAAAUUAUCUCAGGAAAUCCUCUCAGUUAUCACCUCACAGGAUGGAGUGUUUGAAAGUUCACCACAUGAAGAUGAAAAAGAUGCAAUGUUAAUGGAGCAUGUUUUCUGAUAGCUCUGUAACAACAGAGGGAGCUCUUAAAGCAGUCAAGUGAAGAAUCCUUUUAGCUCUUUCUAUGAACCGUAGUAGACAGUAAUGUCUGAGGGAAAAAUACUGAGAAUAAUUUUACGAUCAAA